AUGACUAUCCCAACAACCAUCCGUUCUCUUUUAUCGCUACUGCGAUCGAUUCUCCUUCGUUCAGACGGCGGCGACGCCAAGAUAUCUAAGCACAGCCAAGCACUUUUUGAAACUACCAAGCGACUCCUCGCCGAAGUCGUCAACGAAGGUCUGGUGGAUGCUACCAUCGGGGGGUCGAAAAACAACCCAUAUCUGUAUCUGCACAGGCGUUCGCCCGCUAUGGAGAAUGAUCGCAAAUGGUUAAAAGUCGGUCUUCAGCCGGGUAUCAUGUUAGAGACCAGAGAUGGAAAGGUUACGGCUGUCGUGCGGCCAGAUAGCUUGCAGCAGCCUGUGGUGAUCAGUAAUGGCAGUGGAGAAGAGGAAGAGCUAGACCCGGGUAUAUUAUUCCAGUUCUUGAGCCCGUGGUUAGUCGAAGAUGCCGAUGAGGAUAUCUUGAACGAAAUCGCCCUUGAAUUGGGCAACUCAGCGCGGAAUCAAGGUAAGCCAUACAUCCCUGUACGUGAAUCACUGGAUACAUGCUAA
Aspergillus chevalieri is the source of this 522-nucleotide messenger RNA. RefSeq lists its product as uncharacterized. The coding region runs from base 1 to 522 and encodes 173 amino acids. NCBI's taxonomy places the organism in Eukaryota, Fungi, Ascomycota, Eurotiomycetes, Eurotiales, Aspergillaceae. The record is from RefSeq and is a predicted model, not a curated record. The transcript has a single exon.